Molecule: messenger RNA, 1569 nt
Organism: Bicyclus anynana (squinting bush brown)
Lineage: Eukaryota; Metazoa; Arthropoda; Insecta; Lepidoptera; Nymphalidae
Product: putative fatty acyl-CoA reductase CG5065
Exons: 13
Coding region: 1-1569 (522 amino acids)
Biological process (GO): long-chain fatty-acyl-CoA metabolic process
Cellular component (GO): peroxisome
Molecular function (GO): alcohol-forming very long-chain fatty acyl-CoA reductase (NADP+) activity
Source: RefSeq, a predicted model, not a curated record
AUGACUUUCCUGGAAGACAGAGACCUUCACGAUGUUCCUGCUAUACCAGAGUAUUACAGGGGGAAGACCAUUUUCAUAACCGGUGGCACAGGCUUUAUGGGGAAAGUGCUAAUAGAAAAAUUACUCUACUCGUGUACAGAUUUGGAUAGAAUUUAUCUGCUGAUCAGACCUAAGAAGGGGGUGAAGGCGGAAGAUAGGCUGGCUGAACUAUAUGCGUCAUCAUGUUUCGAUCGUCUCCGAAAGGAAAAACCGGGUGUUUUCGAAUCCAAAGUUUACUUCAUAGCUGGAGACUGCAGUGAAAUGGGACUAGGUUUGUCAGCGGAAGACAGGAUAUUGUUGAUAAAUAGAAUUAACAUUAUAUACCACGCUGCUGCUAGCGUGCGAUUCGACGAUCCAUUGAAAGUGUCUGUGAAACUCAAUCUCCGAGGCACCAUAGAGUUAAUCGAAUUAGCUAAAGAAGUGCAAUAUUUAGAGAGUUUAGUCCACAUAUCUACGUCAUACUGCAACACCAACCGUGACCCCAUAGAGGAGGUCAUGUACCCCCCUCACGCUGACUGGAGAGAGAUGCUGGAGAUAUGUGAGAACAUUGAUGACCAUACUCUGAACAUUCUGACUGCCAAAUACAUCGGACAAAUGCCAAACACAUAUUCAUUCGUCAAACAAUUGGCUGAUAACAUGAUAUUUGAACAAAAAGGACAUCUCCCUGUAGUGAUAAUCAGACCGUCUAUUGUUAUAUCAACCUACCGUGAACCGAUGCCAGGAUGGAUCGAUAACUUUAACGGGCCAGUUGGUAUUAUAGUCGCUUCUGGAAAAGGAAUACUUCGCACUUUGUACGCCAGUGAAGAAAAUUUAUUAGACUAUAUCCCAGUGGACAUAGCUAUCAAAAGUAUUAUAGUAGCAUCAUGGAUUAGAGGAACCAAAAAAGUGGAACCAACAGAUGACAUUCCUAUCUACAACACGUGUAACAACAACAUGACAUACUCCUUGUCUGUGAAAGAUAUGAUAAAGUAUGGCCAUAAACAUAUCAAGGAAUGGCCUAUUGAUAAUAUGGUUUGGAGCGCUGGUGGUACCAUCAUACCUAUUAAAUCUUUACAUUAUAUAACAGUGAUAUUACUACAUGUGUUACCCGCUAUUUUGCUCGACACAUUGUUACGGUUGGCCGGAAAAAAACCAAUGGUGUUGAAACUUCAACGUCGCAUAUAUGCCAGCAACAUGGUCUUAGCACUGUACCUAACCAAACAGUGGACAUUCUCCAUCACGAACUUUCUGCAUCUUCGGACAAAGAUAAAGGAGGAAGAUAAAGAACACUUUUACUAUGUGAUGGAAGGAGUUGACGUAGAGAAUGACUACUUCCUCAACUGCAUUAUUGGUGGUAGAAAAUAUUUACUGAAGGAGAAGGACGAAGAUCUACCUAAAGCCAAAUCACAUUACACGAGAAUCACUCUUUUCGCGAAUGUGGUGAAAUAUCUGUUCUACGGCUGGCUGCUCUGGUGGUUUAUGCACACUGGUUUUAUGCGCAAUAUCUUAUUAACGAUAAAUAAUAAUUAUGUCAAAAUGUAUGAUUUAUAA